AUGUUCUCCAAGCUGACACACGGCAUUGUGCGGCGACUUAUUCAGUUGGAUCGUUUCAAUCCAAUGAUCCAAUUCAAAGCACGAAAUGGAGGGAGAGGAUUUGUUUAUCAACCCAGGAUGAUGAGGGCUCGAGUCCCGCGUAUGAGGCUAGUAACGGGGGAAACGAUUGAUCAUCUUGAACCGUCAUCGAUCCACGACAAUGCUUCCGAUAUUGCAGGCCAAGGGAAACGGUCACCUUUGGAACUUUUCCGAACAGCUCCGAGAAAGCCGCUCUCCGUCACAGACCUUGUAUGUCCGUCCUGGUGCGAAUUGCAAUAUUGGUAUAUUUUGAGCAAAUACGGCAAGAAAAGACGCACUUCUGCAAUGAAACAAGGCUCUGACAUUCAUAAAUCACUUGAAGAAGAAGUGUACAAACCCGUAAUGAUAGAAGUUAGGAAUCCCGAGGAUGCGAUGGGUCUCCGGAUAUUGAACAAUAUCCAAGGUCUUCGCAUGCUCAGAAAAACUGGUAUGACACGAGAAUUCGAGCUAUGGGGCACGAUUGACGGCUUGGUCGUCAAUGGCAUCAUUGAUCAACUCUCUUUGUUCCACCCAAACGAGCAUCCGGCGGAUACAAUCCAGUGGGCGAGUCUGGAUCUUGAAAGGGCACCAUCCCGAAGGAGAAAUCAAUUCCACAUUCAAUUCUCCGAGGAACCCGACCAUACCUUAGCUUCUGGGACUGCGGCGAGAAAGCGUCCGUUUCAAAUCUUUGUAACGGACGUCAAGACUCGGGCGUCAAAUUCUUUGCCGAAAGGGGUAUCUUUUAGACCUACAAUGAUGCAGCUUAUGUUGUAUCGACGACUUUUGACAGAACUGGCAACUGAUCGGGUUGAUCCCCGUCUGAUCUUCGCCAGGUACCAGUUGGAUUCCUCUAAGACGUUCAGCGAGUCUUUCACUGAACAAAUCAAAAAUUCAUAUUGCUCAUCCGGCGAAAAGUCCAUCCGCCCUGAAGCUCAAGCCAGUGAUGUCAGGAUACAAGAUAUGGCUGGUGUUGCGAUCGAAAACAAUUCGCUUGAGAGAUUAUGGGCAGCCAUGAUCCAUGAGUUCCGAAAAGCCUUACCAGAAGGAGCUGAAAACGUUGCGGAGACAUUGCGAGUGGAAUAUCGAAGCCAACUGAGUUGUAAUAUCCUGGGUAUCAAAGCUUUCAAUUAUGAAGAAAAAGUCUUGCGAGACUACCUCGCGGAUAUACUGAAAUGGUGGAAGGGUGAGAGGGAGGCCCGCGGAGUGGUGAUUGAGGAGGCUUAUAAGUGUAGGAUGUGCGAAUUUGCGGAGGAUUGUACAUGGCGUAAGGCCAAAGUUGCGGAAGCUAGACGUACUCAUCAAUUGCGCGUCCUAGGAAAGCCAGUCAUAUAG
Messenger RNA from Xylona heveae TC161, 1389 nucleotides. RefSeq lists its product as hypothetical. Gene Ontology annotation, cellular component: nucleus; mitochondrion. Bases 1 to 1389 code for a protein of 462 amino acids. Gene Ontology annotation, biological process: interstrand cross-link repair. NCBI's taxonomy places the organism in Eukaryota, Fungi, Ascomycota, Xylonomycetes, Xylonales, Xylonaceae. The record is from RefSeq and is a predicted model, not a curated record. Gene Ontology annotation, molecular function: single-stranded DNA 5'-3' DNA exonuclease activity. The transcript is spliced from 2 exons.